UAGGGAAAGGAUAGAAUGAACACUAACGCCAAAUUCACGAAUGACUGACUGCCCUCACGUGGCGGGAUCUGAUCGAUUAAAUUGUUUGUUUGUUUGUAUUGAUGAUUAGGCAUUGGCAUCAGCCGUUGGACGAUCAAAGCAAAGAGAGGGGAAUCUCUGUGUGUUCCUGUCGUCUCCGUUCUCCCCAUUCUGAUACCAAGUCACUACCCGACAAUCCCACUCCAUUAAACGACAAGCCUGGAGAAUUCUCCACAAAUCGCAUAGAUUCUCUGCAACGUCAACCCUUGUCCUUUUCAAAUAAUGGCAUCAAACAAUCGGCUGCCAAGUCCGCGCUUUUCGUUAUAAAAUCCAGCACUGCACACAAGGUGUUUGUUUAUAUGCCUGAAUGAGCGAGUGGCGUUAGAUGGACAGCAGCGAGGCGAGCUGAGCUUCAAUGGCGACUGAGACGGGAGAGUGUGGAGAAGAAGGAAAACGAGGUGGAUGUCUGAUGGUGUUGGUUAUUGGUGUUCUAGUCAUGGCGGCUUCUUUCAUCACUUUGAGUAAAAGUUUCAAACAUGCCGAUUUCUUUCCUUAUCCUUUGCGGCGACAUUCGAUGAUUGUCCAAAAGUAUGGCGAUGCUCUCGCCAUUGCUCUGCAGUUUUUCGAUGUCCAGAAAUCUGGGAAGCUGGUGAACAAUAGGAUUAGUUGGAGAGGCGAUUCGGCGUUGAACGAUGGAAGAGAAGCGAAUUUGGAUUUGUCGAAAGGAUUAUUCGAUGCCGGGGAUUUGAUCAAGUUUGGAUUCCCUAUGGCAUUCACUGCCACAAUUUUGGCAUGGUCUAUUCUUGAAUAUGGACACCAUAUGAAGGAGAUGAAGGAGCUAGAAAAUGCUCGGGAUUCGCUGAAAUGGGUCACCGAUUAUCUCAUCAAUGCGCAUCCGUCGCCCAAUGUUCUCUAUGUUCAGGUCGGCGAGCCCGAGCUAGACCACAAAUGCUGGGAAAGACCCGAGAAUAUGACUGAGAGAAGACCCUUAUCGCAAGUGAAUACAUCAUAUCCCGGAUCAGAUGUCGCUGCAGAAACUGCAGCAGCAAUGGCGGCCGCCUCUCUAGUUUUCCGGCCUAUAAACUCUUUGUAUUCGAAGCUGCUUCUCCGGCACGCUCGAGAACUGUUUAGUUUUGCAGAUACUUAUCGAGGAUCUUACAGCAUCAGUGUUCCACAAGUUCAGGGCUUCUACAACUCGAGCGGAUACUUUGACGAACUCCUGUGGGCGGCUGCUUGGCUUUAUCAUGCUACUCGAGACGAGUCAUAUCUCAGAUACGCGACUGUGGAAGGAGAUUUUUUCGCGAAUUGGGGAACGCCGACAUGGCUUAGUUGGGAUAACAAACUUGCCGGAACUCAGGUUCUACUGUCUAGAGUGAACUUUUUCGGGUCGAAAGAUAUUAAAGGAGAUGAGAAUAUAGCUCUCCAGCUUUAUCGAAGAACUGCUGAAGCUGUUAUCUGUGGACUCAUGCCGAAUUCUUCAUCAGGAACGGCUAAAAGAACGAAAGGUGGCCUAGUGUGGGUCGACGAAUGGGAUGCUUUACAAUACUCGGUCGCCUCAGCGUUUCUCACGCUUGUUUACAGCGACUAUAUGCUAACUUCGUCGACGAAAUAUUUGUAUUGCAAUGAUGAUCUUUACGAGCCUAGGGACCUUCGUAGUUUUUCUAUAGCGCAGGUGGAUUACGUUUUAGGCGACAAUCCGAUGGAGAUGAGCUAUCUUGUAGGCUACGGGAGCAAGUACCCGGCAUACGUGCACCAUAGGGGUGCAUCGAUCCCGGCAGAUGCCAAUACAGGGUGCGGUGAUGGAUUCAAGUGGCUGAACUCGACGGAUCCCAAUCCAAAUGUAGCCGUCGGGGCGCUUGUCGGAGGACCCUUUUUCAACGAUAGUUAUAUAGACUCGAGGAACAAUACUUUACAAGCUGAACCGACAACGUACAAUAGCGCUCUUUUGGUUGGUCUCCUUUCCGGGCUCGUCGCUUCUUCUUCGAUAGCUCGGUCGCUGUUAUGACUUAUGAGUGUUGUUUUUGCUCUUACCAGCAAACUUCCUGUGUAGAUAAAUCAUUGAUCUAAUCUUAUAGGAUUGCAAAAUUCAACCACUUGAUCUCGAAUUAGAUCUUCUAUAAAUUAUGAGAUCAAUGUAAAUACAUUUAAGCAUGGAACUAAAUGAAAUAUACUUGCAUCUAA
Messenger RNA from Andrographis paniculata, 2199 nucleotides. RefSeq names its product endoglucanase 2-like. Bases 434 to 2023 code for a protein of 529 amino acids. The transcript has 7 exons. Gene Ontology annotation, molecular function: hydrolase activity, hydrolyzing O-glycosyl compounds. Gene Ontology annotation, biological process: carbohydrate metabolic process. NCBI's taxonomy places the organism in Eukaryota, Viridiplantae, Streptophyta, Magnoliopsida, Lamiales, Acanthaceae. The record is from RefSeq and is a predicted model, not a curated record.